AUGGGUUACGAAUCUCAAAUAUCGUUCACACUAGAUACCAUCUGUCCAUGGUCUGCUCAGCCGAGCCGCCUGUUACUUGAUACACAUCUAACACGAUGGCAGNNGACCUAUCUCGCUAGGAGGCGACUCGCAAAAGCGCUUGCGCAGGUCCGAUCUACCGAGCCAGGAGUGACGUUCACGGUCAAAUAUCUCCCCUACCAGCUAUACCCCAAUGCGCCGCAAGAGGGCGAAGACAAGUACGCUUGGUAUCGUGACGCCAGGUUCAACGGAGACGAAGAGCACAUGCGCAAAUACGUGGUGCUCAUGACAGCAUACGGCAAAGCUGAGGGCAUUGCAUACAAGUUUGGUGGAAGAGUAGGCAACACACUUCAAGCGCACCGCAUCAUUCAGCUCGUCCAAGAGACCAAAGGCGCCGGAGUAGCGGAGAAGGUUGUCGACAGCCUAUACAAGCAGUACUUCGAGGAGGAGAAACACCCUAGUACCACAGAGACUCUGGUGAGAGCAUUGACCGAGGCAGGGCUCGGCGAGACUGAAGCGAAGAAGAUGGCCGAGGAUGAAGAUGAAGGGUUGAUGGAUGUCAAGAUGCUGAUCCGAGAGCAAGCGGGCAACGGAGUGGACGCCGUGCCGUACGUGGUUUUCGAAGGCAAGAGACGCGACUUUACGCUCGAAGGCUGCAAAGAAGUCGAAGAGUAUGUCAAGGUGUUGCAGCAGGUGUCCAAGGAGAGUCGUUAG
Molecule: messenger RNA, 732 nt
Organism: Aureobasidium vineae
Lineage: Eukaryota; Fungi; Ascomycota; Dothideomycetes; Dothideales; Saccotheciaceae
Source: the annotation of a GenBank genome assembly